Messenger RNA from Rhizoctonia solani, 525 nucleotides. RefSeq names its product mitochondrial import inner membrane translocase subunit TIM17. The coding region runs from base 1 to 525 and encodes 174 amino acids. Gene Ontology annotation, biological process: mitochondrial respiratory chain complex I assembly. The transcript is spliced from 3 exons. Lineage: Eukaryota; Fungi; Basidiomycota; Agaricomycetes; Cantharellales; Ceratobasidiaceae. The record is from RefSeq and is a predicted model, not a curated record.
AUGGCGUCGACUAUGUCAUUCGAGCCUGAAAAAAAGCAGACUAGGCAGAGUAUCGAGCCAUCCGCCUACGAGCCUAAAUCAUCUGUUCAAAAUGCGGCGUUUGUGGGGUUGCAAUCAGCCGGUGUCGGGACGCUUGUUAGUGCUGUUCAAAAUGCGCUCGACCAACACAAUCGAGGCGCUGCUGGUAUCCUUACACGUACCGGAGGAACAAUUGGAUUCUUUACUGCGAUGGGAGCGACAUUUGCGUUCACAGAAGCUGCGGUAGCUAAUCAACGCCAGACUGACGACUCGCUGAAUGGGGCUGCUGGUGGAUGUGCUGCCGGGAUGUUGGCCGGUCUCCGAGCUCGUUCCAUCCCGAUGGCCUUUGCGUCUUGUGCAGUCAUCGGAACACUGGUCGCAUCGUUCGAUGCCGCUGGCCGGUCCUUGACCGGAGGCGUUCAGGAUACGGCAGGAAUAGAUACCAGGGCAGAAAGGCGCAGUCGAUUCUUCAAGAAGCCUCCCCCUCUAGACGCUGUGACAGAGUAA